This is a messenger RNA of Cuscuta campestris, 3925 nucleotides long. The record is from the annotation of a GenBank genome assembly. Lineage: Eukaryota; Viridiplantae; Streptophyta; Magnoliopsida; Solanales; Convolvulaceae.
ACUGCCCGAUAGAAUUCAACAACAAAAACAAAAUAGAUGAAUAAAUUCUUAUUUUUCUCUCUCAUGAUUUCCCUGAUGCAAAUGCUUUCCUCUCUUCUUCUCUUUCACUUCUUUUUCUCUCCUUCCUCUAAGGAUUUUACCUACUUUCUCCUUUGCCACAUCAACUUUUCUCGAACAUUCCCUCCCCAUUAAAGGUGUUGUAAGAUAUAAGUUUUAGUACUUUGGUUUGAUCAUUCAAACACAUGGGGAGAUGGAUGGGGAUGUUCAUUGAAUUGGAGCUACUUGGGCUAAGUGGAAGCUGGCUUCUGUGGUCUUGUGCAAUAAGAAGAUUUCAACAAGCAUGAAAGGAAAGUUCUACCGGUCAGUGGUCAAACCAGCUAUGCGUUAUGGAGCAAAAUGUUGGGCCGUUAAGAAUGUUCACAUUUGUCAACUGCAUGGGACAAAGAUGCGGAUGAUGCGAUUAUUCUCCGAGGUUGUCUCAUCCAACUUCACGGGCAAACGUCUGGAGGGCAAGGCUACAGGCUUCUUCAAAGGUAUCCCUUCGGUUUCCUUCACUAAAGAUGAUAUAUCUGAGCUAGCUUCAAGGUUCAGACUGGCGCUGGUGGGCAAAUUCAAGCAUCGGCCGUCUUUCUCCUCCAUGAACCUUUUUCUCCAAAAACUGGGUUUAAAGGGAAGGUUUGAAAUAUCUGCUCUUCCUCAUCAACGUUUCCUACUGAACUUUAGUAAAGAGGAAGACUACUUGCGUCUCUUCCUUAGGAGGACGUGGCAGGUUUUUGGAGUUCCCAUGACCCUUACCAAAUGGAGUCCAUCCCUUUCGCAAGAAACAGAGAACCCGGCUAUGCCUAUCUGGAUUGCUUUCCCGGACCUCCCCAUUCACCUUCAUGACAAAAGGGCACUUCACCUCAUCUCCUCUACCAUUGGUAACCCUCUGCAGGUGGACUCAUGCACGCUUAACUUCUCCAGGCCUGCCUUAGCAAGAUGUUGUGUUGAAGUUGAUAUCUCCAAUCUCCCUCCUCCAAAGGUCCUUAUUAAUCAUGGUGGUGAGGAGCUUAUCUUCUCCUUCUUUUACGAGAAUGUCCCCUCUUACUGCAAGGAUUGCAAGAGAACAGGCCACCUUAGGGAGAAUUGCAGGGGAAAAAAGACUACGGUGGCGGAUCGGAAAAGGCCGGAACCACCCAUGGAGGAGCCUGUGAUCUCUCAAGGACAACUCUCUGGUCAAGGGAAUCCUGAAAAAUGGCAAGCAGUGAAGUCCAAGAAAGGUAAAAACAAGGUGUCUGAGCCUUUGACAGGCAACUUUCAUUGGAGGGCCAAACCUACUGCUACUGCCCAUACAACUUGGCUGGAAGGUCCAGGAGAAUCGUCCAAAAACCCUGUUACAUCUACAGCACCUAAUACCCCACCAUCUGCAAAGGCUGGGAAGAUUGGGACCUACUGCAUUACAGACCCCAACCUCCUCUCUAGCCUUACACUGCGUCAUGUGCAGGAGAAUGUGCUCAGGACCCCCAUCUUUAGUGAUAUCCAGCAGGAUAUGGACAACUCUCUAGCUAUUGUUCCUUUCCAGCAGAAUCCUUUCCUAACCCUCCCGGAUGAUGGACCACCAGAGGUAGGGUUCUUCACUGAGGCUAAUGUGAUUGAUGAAAAAAUCAAGCUUCUGGACAACCUACUUGCAUUGGAAAAUUUCCCCCCUUUGCCUGUCUCAAAGGAAAAUCUCAGUGGGAGUCCCAGAUCUUCCAGCUCCAGGGUAAAGCAAAUAUCUGGAUUUCCAGUGUUUAUGGUAAACAUUGCAGAAUUGAUAGAGAGAGUCUUUGGCUUUCUAUACGUAACCUUUUUCCUGUCCAAGGUCCCUGGAUCAUUGGGGGCGAUUUCAAUACAGUAUCCUCUAUUACUGAGCACAAAGAAGCUGUUUGUCCUGAACUUGGCAGCAUGGAGGAUUUCACUAGCACCAUCUCUGACUGUGAGCUCAUUUCCCCUUCUUUUCUUGGAAGCCAAUUCACCUAGUUUGGAAAAAGGGGUAAAGGGAGAGUCUACAGAAGACUUGACAGAAUUCUGGGGAAGACGACACAGAUUGCACAUCUCCUCUCUGAAGGAUGGGAAUGGCAAAAUACAUUCCUCACCUGAGGAGAUUUCUAAAAUUACAGUGGAGCACUACACAAAGGUUUUCUCAUUCAUCCAUGAGGGAGAGAUGGAAGAGAUUCUAAAUCUCAUUCCUUCCUCAGUAAAUGAUCAAGACAAUUAUAUGCUCAGUCACAUCCCUGAGGAAGAGGAAAUUAAAAGAACUAUUUGGUCUCUCAAUGCCAAUAGCACAGCAGGUCCCGAUGGUUUUAAUGGCUUUUUCUUUAGGAAUUCUUGGGACAUCAUCAAAUCGGAUGUGUGCAAGGCUGUCCAAGAAUUCUUCAUAGGUGUCCCCAUGCCUAAGGUCUUUGGCAGUACACUUAUAACCCUCAUCCCUAAAGAUGAGGCUGCAAUCACAUUAGAUCAGCUCAGGCCCAUUUCCCUGUCAACUUUUUUCAGUAAAAUCAUCUCCAGAAUCCUGAGUGACAGAUUUAAACUGAUUCUUCCUAAGCUUAUCUCUCAAGAACAGACAGCAUUCCAGACUGGGAAAAAUAUUACUGAACAUGUCUUAUUGACCAAGGAAAUGGUGCAUCUUCUUUCUGCUAAUGCUAGGGGAGGAAACUGCAUUAUAAAGUUGGACUUAUCCAAAGCUUUUGAUAAACUUUCAUGGGCCUAUUUGGAGGGAAUUCUUACCAAGUUUGGCUUCUCUAGAGGCACAAUACACCUGCUCAUGGGGAAUCUCAAAGCAACACAUUUCUCUGUUUUAGUUAAUGGCCAACCAAAGGGCUUUUUCCCCAUGAAGUGUGGGGUUAAGCAAGGUGAUCCACUCUCCCCUCUACUCUUUAUCAUAGCUUUGGAAGGGCUGUCCAGAUUCAUCAACCACCUCCACUCAACAGGGCAGAUCUCACACUUCUCAGCAGGGAGAACACCCACCCCAAGCCACCUUCUCUACGCGGAUGACAUCAUUCUCUUUACUAAGGCUGAUUGCAGAAACCUCCUUAGACUUAAAAGAAUGUUAUCCACAUUUAUGAAUGCUUCAGGACAAGAAAUCAACUACCUCAAGAGCCAAGCUAUUGUACAUGGAAAAAUGAAGAUGGAGCACCAGCACAAAAUUAGGAAGAUCCUUUCUAUCAAGUGCAGUACCCAAGCUUUUGUUUACCUUGGAUCCACCAUUGUCAAGGGAAAGCUCAAGAAGAUACACUGCAAGGAUUUGAUUCGAAAAUUUGAGAGAAGGAUAAAUGUUUGGUACAGUAAAAAGUUAAACCAGAUGGGAAGGCUUAUUCUUAUCAAGCAUGUGCUAUCUUCAAUUCCUAUGCAUCUAAUGGCUGCCCAAAGAUUACCCAAGUCCAUUACAAAAAGUCUAAAGAGAUUAAUGGCAAACUUUUUGUGGGGGGAAAAAGAGGAGAGCCCAAAAUACCAUUGGAGGAAAUGGGAUAAGCUGUGUUAUCCCUUUGUGGAGGGGGGGGCUGGGUUUGAGGAACUUCACACAUUGCCAAGACGCCGCUUUCAUUGACCUUUGGUGGAAGCAUCAAGCUCCUUCUUGAGUUUAUUCUGUUCAGCAACUAAAUCUCCAUGAGACAUGUUUUGGGAGUGGUUUGACAUGGUUUUAAGGAAGGAGAAGUGCAGGGUAUUUUGGGGUAUAGGUUGGCCGAGUUGGGGUUGGUUCCUGGGCAGUGAGUUGAAAGGUUUUUGGAGUAUGUUUUGGCUUGGUUUUUGGAUGGUUUAGCCAGGGGCUGUUUUAGGUGAUAAGGUGGGUGGGCUUUUGGGUUUUUGGGCUGUCUUUGGCUUUUCAAACCAAAGCAAAAGGUGAGGGAGGAAUGGCUUUUUUUUGGGGCUGGUUCUGGGCAGUAGGGAAUGAAGGAAAAAAAAAUGG